Liolophura sinensis is the source of this 2337-nucleotide messenger RNA. RefSeq names its product F-box/LRR-repeat protein 6-like. Gene Ontology annotation, molecular function: protein binding. Bases 161 to 2227 code for a protein of 688 amino acids. NCBI's taxonomy places the organism in Eukaryota, Metazoa, Mollusca, Polyplacophora, Chitonida, Chitonidae. Gene Ontology annotation, cellular component: SCF ubiquitin ligase complex. The record is from RefSeq and is a predicted model, not a curated record. The transcript has 11 exons.
AUGGAGGGAAGCUAAGUGCAGACUUUGAGAUGAUUAUUGGCGGUUUGAGAGUUAGUUUUCUUAGUGAGGCGACUUGAGACGUGUUGUCACGUGUGCAGGUAUUGGGUAAUUUUCUCAGGAUAAUAAAUGCAAAUACUGAUGCCAGACACUUAUUGUGAAGAUGUCAAAACUUGAGAAGGGCAUUCUAGGGUACCGUAAGGAUCCUAAAAACCAGAUAUUGUUUUCGUUUGGUGUGAGACCUGGAGAGGAGUGGCCCUCAGAUGAUUCAGAUGACUCGGACUAUCAUCCAACAGAGGACAGUAAACCUGAUACUGCAGAUGUCAGUGCCAAAACAAAACCUCCAGCAAAAAAACCCCGCAAAGGCUUGAAGGCAAAGCUCAAACGAGGACGGAGUUCCGUAGAGAGCAGUGGCAGUGACAGUGACAGUUUCCAUAGCGACAGUUCAGACACCAUCAUCGAGUCAACUAUCAUAUCAGAGAGUACUUUGAAUAAAAACUUAGAUGUAACAUCAACUGUUGUUAAACCCCCUCCUGGUAGUCAUGUAUCAGAAAGUACAAAAUUUAAGAAAACACCUGUCAUUGGUCAAUCAGACAUUACCCAUGAUUCAUUGCUGUCGUCAUCAUCCAAUGAUAAUCAUGGAGAAGCGUCCAAUCAUCUUUGUACUUCAUCUGCUGUACAUAGUCAGUUAGAAAGUGGUUUUAGUGAAACCUCAUCGAGUUGUGUAGAAUCUGCACAGAGCAGCCCUUCUCCCCUCCUCUUACUGAAGAGGAAAAGCAAGGGAGACAAGAGUAAGCACAAGAAAAAGAGACGCUCAAAACAUCUUGGCGAUGGACCUGUGCCAAAAAAGAAAAAACGGAGUAAAGAAAAAAGGACUAGUUCGGAAGAUCACAAGACUAAGAAGCAGGAUAGUAAGCACAACAAGGACACCAGUGUGGUUGUGGGGAAGAAAGGCUUGAGUGCUGCACAAGUCGUACCCCCUGAAAUUUUGCUCAAAAUAUUCCAGAUGGUUGUAUCUACCGAGGGAGCUGUGCCAUUCCUAUGCAGAGCUGCGCGUGUAUGUAGGCUGUGGUACAACACAAGCUGUAACUCUCAGCUGUGGUUACGCGUGGACCUGUCCUAUGGCUGGAUCAAGAGUCAAGAGCGGUACCUGACUUGGCUGAGUACACACCGCAUCCCGCUCUGCACUGACAUACAGCUUAACGGCUGGAAGCUACUAACCUACAAUGGCAUCAAGUCACUGGCAGAGAACUGCCCAAAGCUGUCGAGUAUCAACUUGUCACACUGCCCUAAAAUCACAUCCCGGGCGGUUCAGGUUUUGGCUGACAACUGCCCCUGUUUGGCGAAAAUUGACCUCUCAGCGACUUCGACUGAAGCUGUGUCUCAGAUGUCUCUGAAGUACUUGUUAGAACGAGUGGGCAACUCCGUCACUCACCUGACCCUGGGCAAUAACACACUCAAGGGAUUUAACUCCGUCUUGAACUGUAUUUCUACACACUGCCCAAAUCUGGAACUCCUGGACGUGUCCAAUGUGUUUUUCUCUUCUGAUUACCUAUCCUUUAAUGUGGAGAAAUUCCAGCAAGGCUGCCGAAAGCUCAAGACCCUGCGAUUUGUGAACUCCAAAGUGCGAGCCAGUCAGGCCACCCAGAGAGAGCAGAUCGAAUCUCCAGGAUUCCCCGCUCUUGAAGAGCUAAGCAUUGCCGUCAACACGAACAAGAACACCUGUAGACUGGCCAUGGAUGGGGAUGCAUUGUCCAGGAUCCUGAAGAAUUCCACAGAGCUGAAGACGCUGGACAUCCGCGGCUGGUCAUUCUGCUCCUUCCGGAGCCUGAUCCACAUCCCAGCCACUUCCGUGGAGCAGCUCCUACUGGCACAGAAUAAUGUCCAUGUCACACCAGACUUUGGAUUUGAGCUUGUUAUGCAGAAGUGGCGUCACAGUUUGGUGGAGCUGGAUUUGUCAUGGAACAGUUACCGUGACAACGUGUUGGACGCAGGCAUCGAGCUGUUGACAGAGUUCCCAGACGAGUGUCGGGUGGAGGUGUUAGAUUUGGCGGGGACGAACAUCGAAUGUUCAACCAUCAGUACAAUUCUGAGCCGUUGUCCACGUCUGCGGGCAGUCAAUCUGUCGUCAUGUCGCAGCUUACCGCGCGGGAUAAAGCGAGAGUUUGAAGGAAAAGAACUUCAACAGUUGAGGAAGGCAGUGGAGAGUUUUGAGAAAGAAGAAAGUUAGAUGUAAAUUGUUUAUUUGUAGAUAUGUAUUUGUUUUCCUGACAUCAACAAGCUGGAUUUAUUCUGUGAAUCACAGUUCUCUGUUACAAUUGUUGUCUUCUUGCAAAUGAU